AUGAUAAAUAACCAAAAUGAAAUGAUUUAUUUUGAAGAAAAUGAUAUUACGUCAGUAAGUUUAAAUAAAAGAAAAGGUUGUUCACUUCAAAUAGGAUAUACUACAUAUUCUGAUAAAAUAACUACACAUGUUCAUAUAUUAAUUUGUGCAGGAGAAACGUUAGAAAUAUGUUAUUUAAAUGAAAAAGCAGGAGAUUUAAUACCAACCCUUGUAGAUGGGUUUUCAUUGUAUAUUAAUUCAGGUUAUCCAACAAUUGGUGUAGAACCAUUUAAAGGACAAACACCACAACUUCUUUCAUGGAGAUUAAAUGGAGAAUUAUCAUUAUUGAAUUUGGGAUAA
Molecule: messenger RNA, 339 nt
Organism: Entamoeba histolytica HM-1:IMSS
Lineage: Eukaryota; Evosea; Mastigamoebida; Endamoebidae
Exons: 2
Coding region: 1-339 (112 amino acids)
Source: RefSeq, a predicted model, not a curated record